Messenger RNA from Closterium sp. NIES-67, 2635 nucleotides. Lineage: Eukaryota; Viridiplantae; Streptophyta; Zygnematophyceae; Desmidiales; Closteriaceae. The record is from the annotation of a GenBank genome assembly.
UUUCCCCACACCCCCCUCCCCCCCCCACACAUCGUCGUCUGCUGUUGUUCGAACUCGGGAUUGAUCGCGCCGCGCAACAACGCAGCGACGAUGGCUUCAAAGCAGUCGUGAUCUCCCGGUUUCGAUUCGCCGCCUUCCUUCACUUAUGGCUCUCGCGUCCUCCCCUGCCGUCGCGCGCCAUCUCGCCGCUGCUCGCGCGUCCACAUUCACCGUAUCUGCAUUCCCCGUGACUACAUUCACUGUAUCUGCGCAAUUCUGCACGCUGCGCGCGGCCUCGAGCACCCCUCUAGCAUCGAUUUCACCUUCCUCGUUUCCGCGCGCUCGUUACUCCGACGCUCGGCGAAGCAUCCGCGCUACAAGGAUCUCGCCGAAUUCGCUAGCGUCAUCGCUUGCGUGUAGUCGCGGUUCAGCCGCGUCGAUCGGCUUCUUCAGACGGGGAGAUCGGUCGCUUCGCUGUGUCGAUCGUCCGACGCCCUUUGCCUCCCCAGCUGGCAGCAGGCUGCCAGCUCAGCAGUUGGGCAUCCGAGCCGCUGAGUCAGCCGCCAGAGGCAGCAGCAGCAGCAGCAGCAGCAGCAGCGGCGGCGUGGGGGAAAGAGCAAGGGAGGCCGAAGGAGGGGGCACCAGCGCGGUAGCGAGAGAGGGGGGGGCGUCCAGGCCCGUAGGGGAAGAGGCAGCGGCAGCCGCACGGGCAGCAGUGGAGGUGAAUCCGCCCAAGAUGUUCUACUCGUCUGCGUCCGUUGACAGGGCGGGGCACCAUAGAAACGAUGCUGAAUGGCUCAAAGAAGCGCUCUCUAAACCAACCACUAUGGUCAUCCCAUGGAGCCAUGGCCGCUCCCUCAUCCAGGACGGCCGCGCAGUCAUUGCCUCUCCUGCUCACAUCAUUCUUCACCCUGCCCGCACUGCUUCUGCCGCUGACAGUGCUGCUGCUUCCAAUGGUGCUUCCAACGGUGCUGCUGAUGCUGCUAUUGCCAUUGCCAGCGCUGCCAGUGUUGACUGCAGCAGCAGCGACAGCAGCACGGGAGCUGACCCCUUCUGCUUCCUCGGUCUUAUCAUGCCAUCUGGCCACGCUGCCUUUGCUGUUGCUGUGGACUCUUCACCGUCGCCAGAGGGUGUCUCUGCGGCGCCCCUCCCCACCUACAUCCCCCCAGCGGGUGCCAAGUGGGUGUCUCUGCGCUCCGAGGGGCCAACGCUGCCUGCCUUUGAUGCGGGGCUGCUGGCGUAUGCCAACGGGCUCAUGGAGUGGCACAGCCGGCAUCGCUUCUGCUCGCAGUGUGCAGCGCCUCUCAUCCCAGCAGAGGGUGGCUACGCCAGGAGGUGCAGCCACUCCCUGCCACCCCCACCUCCUGCCUCUGCUGCUGAAUCUGCUCCUGCUGUUGCCGUGCCGGCAGCAGCAAACGGCACAAGCAGUGCAGCAUUGCCAUCAUCACCAUCGUCAUCAGAGUCACCUGGAGGGAAGCCCAAGUGUUCAUCCUCCACCAUCUUCCCUCGCCUCGAUCCAGCAGUCAUCAUGUGUGUCACGUGGGGCGACUUUGUGCUGCUGGGCAGACAGUCGCGCUGGUCCAAGGGGCGCUACUCGGUGCUGGCGGGAUUCGUGGAGGUGGGGGAGACGUUUGAGAUGGGGGUGGUGCGGGAGGUGUGGGAGGAGGCCAGGGUGCACGUGGAUCCAAAUACUGUAAAGUACCACGCCAGCCAACCGUGGCCCUUCCCCUCCUCCCUCAUGGUGGCUUUCACAGCACAAGCCCUGGCCUCCGGCCCUCCCGCCAUGGCUCUCUCCGAGCCAGACUACGGGCUCACAGGGGAGGAGAGGGCUGCUGCCUUGGUGCCCUGGCAGCAGCUGCCAGUGGUUCGAACAGACACCAACGAGCUGGAGGAUGCGCGUUGGUUCCAUCGUGAUUUCAUUCGAGCUCUCUUAGAUGACGCCUCUUCCAACACCUGGCUGCAGCAAGAGCCCUCUGCUGAUGCGUCCCCUCCCCCAGCCACCCAACCCUCCCCCACCUCCUGGACCUUCCCCCCUGUCCCCCUCUCUGUCGUCGCCAUCCCUGGCCCCUAUGCCAUUGCACGCUCCCUGGUGGAGAGCUGGGCCAAGGGUCAGGGGCGAGAGGAGGGGCAGGUGGGCGAUGAGGAUGCGGACUGGCCUGGGGCUAUGGUCCCUGACGUCGAUAUUGACACAGGCAUAUUCAAGUAUGUGCUCAUUCGUCUCACCUGGCCCGAACACGGCCGCUCCAAGCUGAUAGUGCGCGGAGACAAGAGGGCCCCGUUCCACAUGGAUGUGCUGCAGCACACAGCACGAUUCAUGGCACCCCUGGGGCUCAAGGUAGAGGCUGUGGGAGGGGGGCGGAUCAACCAUGAUGCUACAAAGAGGCAAAUAACCAUCUAUGGCUUCUCACAGGCAUUCGGGAGGGCAGACCACAAGGUAGCAGCAGCCAUAGUUCGGCGUUGGUACCCUCUUUAUAGCAUUGCAACAUCAAACCAUGGUUACUGAACGAAGGCUUGACCGAGUGGGAACUUCCAGUAGAUCACGCACUAUUGAGCGCGAUUGAGUAUUGGACUCGUUCUUCAUUAAUGUGUUAAGUGUUUCUCUUCUAUCAUAAAUAAAAGGAGCAACAAAUGCAAUCAAUAAUUUUGUCCUUAAUUG